GAAAUAGAAAGUUUUGAAAUUACAUAAAUUUCAUUAAAAAAAACGUUCGACAUUUUCAAUCUAUGGUGCUGAAGUUGUGAUAUUUUAUAGAACAAAAUAGUUAAAAUAAAAGCGUACGCUAUAAAAUAGGUAAAAAAUGACGAAUAUCGGCAAUUUGUUGCACUGCGUGUCCAAACAAAUUAAACGCUCUGAACGCGAUGCUCUUAUCAGUUCCUUACUUGCCAAAACAACGGAGACAGAAAAUGUUAAACCAGAUCACUGUGCUAUCAGGCGUGUUGAAACUUUAGAAAAGGAAGCUUUUGCGUUCUUUGCUCAAGCUCUGCAUAUGUAUCAAGCGGACGAAUGGAUGAUAUCGUUUAACGGCGGAAAAGAUUGCACUGUUUUGCUGGACUUAUUGCAAGCCUUCUUUAAACGCAACAAAUGUAUCAGUCAUAUACGCGUGCCAGUAUUAUAUAUUGAGUCGGAAAACAGUUUUGAAGAGGUCGAAGCUGUGGUGCUACAUUGCGAAAGACGCUAUAAUAUAGAUUUAAUAAGGCGCAAAGGUUGUAUAAAGGAUGUGUUGACGCAGAUACUCGAAGAAAAGCCAGAGAUACGUGCUAUAUUCAUGGGCACACGACGCACGGAUCCAUAUUGUGAGAAUUUAAAUCCUAUGCAGGUUACAGAUGCUGGCUGGCCAAGUGUAAUGCGUAUAAACCCACUGCUCGAUUGGAGCUAUAGCGAUAUUUGGUAUUACACAUUCGUGCGUCAAGUGCCCUACUGCCGUCUAUAUGAGGAGGGCUAUACAUCGUUGGGUCAAAAGCAUAAUACAAUGCCAAAUCCCCAUUUACGCAUAUUUGAUCCGGUUACCAGAGCUGUCACAUAUAAACAUGCCGCUGAACUGAUGGAUGCUGAGUUCGAACGCGCUGGCCGCAUUAAAAAAGAUUACGUGGCGAAUUGUGAUAAAGAGCAGGAGAGCAAAAACCAAGAAGCUGAGGAAGAAAAAUAGCAUAAAAGUGAAAAUUAUUCAUAAUUUAGUUUUGACAAAUAGCUAAAUUGUUAACAUCGUGAUAAAUUCAAAUUCGGUAAAUUAAAUUUAUAUAAAAUCUUAUAUACGCUAUGCAACAUAGUGUUAAUAUUUUAGCAAAUUCCAAAUAAGCGCGCUUAUAAAACUAGAACUACAAAAAUUAAAAAUUAAAUAUAUAACAUGGCUGUAUAUAGCAAUAUUCGCUAUUUACCAAACAGAAAA
Bactrocera neohumeralis is the source of this 1225-nucleotide messenger RNA. It is a transcript of the gene Flad1, whose product is annotated as FAD synthase. The record is from RefSeq and is a predicted model, not a curated record. Bases 137 to 985 code for a protein of 282 amino acids. Gene Ontology annotation, molecular function: FMN adenylyltransferase activity. Gene Ontology annotation, biological process: FAD biosynthetic process. Lineage: Eukaryota; Metazoa; Arthropoda; Insecta; Diptera; Tephritidae. The transcript is spliced from 4 exons.